UAUUACUCGUACGAGUAAUAAAAUUACUAUUUAUUACUGGAUAAUUUAUCACAGCCAGUGAUACUUUUCUAUAAGGAACGGAGCACAGAAAAAACACGUACGGCCUCUUUACCGUCGCGAGAUGACGUAAUUGAUAUGAUUGACGCAUGCUAGUUUAAGCUCCGAGAUAGAUAUCGCGGAUAAACACAUGGCGUACGGUUUGCCAGUUAUUUACAAAUCGUUCUGCUGAAGACAGGGAAAGUUUCGGUCGUUAAAACUUGUUAUCUGUACGUGUUCGUGUCGAAGAAUAUAUUAUACAGGAUGUACGACGCAAAGUGUCCCAUAUCUCGCGCGCGUGUAGAUUAGAUCAAACUGAACUCAAAAUCCUGAUCAUUUUGCAGUUCGAGCUAAUCUACAUGCACACAAGAUAUGGGAAGUCAGACAUCUUGUACGUGUGCCACAUACGAGACAUUUGAAGUUGGUGCAAGAACAUUUGUGGUGAAUUACCAGGCGACCAAUGCGAGAUACGCAAUCCGCGCUUCACACACACACACUAAUCUGAAGUUGGUCUAACAAGUUUACAGUCAUAAUUUUUCAUCUACGAGGUGACACGUAUGUGUCUGUUCGUAUACGAACGGUGCGUCUAUGGACAUGUGAAAACCUUGAGUCGACGCACUGCUGGCUGAUGUGAGUGAAAGUACUGUUUUCCUCAUAUAGUCGGUAUUUUCACGGGGUCGGUGCAGUUCCGAACGAUCGACGGUGGUGCGAAUGACAAUUCGACGAGAACCAACAAAAUAAAAUUGAUCGGCUCAAAAGCGUCUUGUGUGAGCUUCGUCGGACUCGUGGCAAAUCAAUUGUCGAAAUUCCCUUAAAAUUCGGGGUGAAACAAAUAUCUGAUAUCUUUUUUCUAUCGUAAUCGAAUAACAAAGACAAUGUGGCUUACGAUAAUGUGUCUGUCGGUGAUAUUCAUGAUAAAGAUUCUGCAUAACUGGCGGCGACCACCGAAAUUUCCCCCAGGACCGCGCGGCCUGCCAAUCGUGGGAAAUAUAUUCGACGUGAAACGUCUGGUGGAGGAGACAAAGUUCUAUUCUCAGGCUUGGUGUCGCCUGGCCAAUAUUUACGGACCGAUCGUCGGUUUGAAACUCGGUAUGGCCAAUCCUCUGGUCAUCGUUUCCGGCAGAAGUGCCGUGGUCGAGAUGUUGAAUCGACCCGAGUUCGAUGGCAGACCCGAUGGAUUCGCUUUCCGACACCGGACGGGGGGUGUGCGAAGGGGUGUGAUAUUCACCGACAGCGAUGUUUGGCGUGAACAGAGAAGAUUUACUCUGAAAACGUUGAAACAGUUCGGAUUCGGGAAAAUCACGAUGGAGGAUUUAAUACUGAAGAACGCUGUUGCCUUAACUAACGCGAUAGGAUCGCUGGCUACGUCGGGGCCCAUUAAGAACUUACACAACAUCACGUCUAUAGCCGUCCUCAAUAGUUUAUGGACAUUGGUUGCUGGCUCGAGUUUCGAUCUAGAUAAUCCGAGAUUAAUGGAAAUCUUGUCGAUAUUAAACGACAUUGUGAGAAGCAGCAACAUCACCGGAGGCAUACUGAAUCACUUGCCAUUCUUGAGACACAUCCUUCCAGGAUUGACCGGAUUUACCUUACUUAAUCAGAAAAUGGCGCGGAUAUUGCAAUUUCUCAGGAGCGAAGUGGCUAAGCACAAGCGAACUAGGAUACAUGGCGAGUUCAGAGAUUUUAUCGAUGUUUACCUGGCGGAAAUAAGCGCCGAGCAAUCAAAGCUGAUUGUAUCGUAUUUCGAUGAGGAGCAAUUAAUUAGCAUCGUGAGAGACCUCUUCAGUGCCGGCGUGGAAACGACGAACAACACAAUUGGCUUCGUAAUAACAUAUCUCGCGGUAAGGCAGGACGUGCAAAGGAAAUUGCACGAGGAAAUCAAGGAAGUUCUAGGCAAAGACACCCUACCUCGCAUAGCGCACAAAAAUCGGCUGCCGUAUUUGAACGCGACGAUAGCGGAGGUAUGGAGAAUGUCAAAUGUAGGUCCUACUUCGAUUCCUCAUCGAGCGACGGCGAAUACGACUUUACUCGGUUACGAGAUAAAGAAAGAUUACACCUUACUGGCGAACUUUAUAAGCGUACAUAUGGACGAAAAGCAUUGGGGCGAUCCGAAGGAGUUUCGGCCUGAGAGAUUUAUCAACGACGAGGGCGAAUACGUCGAGGAUCCUUGGUUAAUGACGUUCAGCUUGGGUCGUAGAAAGUGCUUGGGCGAGACUCUGGCGAGGCACAGCAUAUUUCUAUUCGUCGCAUGUCUGCUACAAAAGUUCCGCUUUGUGUUACCCGCAGGACAUCCGGAUCCGAUUUUAGACGGUAUCGACGGCUUCACAAUCGCGCCACCCGAUAUAAGUGUUCUCGCUAUUAAAAAUACGUAAGUUUGUCAACAUGUUGGAGUAUCUCAGACGAAUAUAAAGUUUCAUAAGAAAAAGUAAAUAAAAUUUUGUUCUAAAAAAACAAUAAAUCGCAUUCAAUGAUGUAAGGAAUACAUGUUAAUGCUUUACGUUGCGAAAGAAACUAAAUCAUAGCUUAUACUCAAUUGACUGUCGAAAAUUAGCGGUUAGAAAAAG
This is a messenger RNA of Odontomachus brunneus, 2597 nucleotides long. Its product is annotated as methyl farnesoate epoxidase-like. The transcript is spliced from 8 exons. Gene Ontology annotation, cellular component: cytoplasm; intracellular membrane-bounded organelle. Gene Ontology annotation, molecular function: oxidoreductase activity, acting on paired donors, with incorporation or reduction of molecular oxygen, reduced flavin or flavoprotein as one donor, and incorporation of one atom of oxygen; iron ion binding; heme binding. The record is from RefSeq and is a predicted model, not a curated record. Gene Ontology annotation, biological process: xenobiotic metabolic process. The coding region runs from base 912 to 2405 and encodes 497 amino acids. NCBI's taxonomy places the organism in Eukaryota, Metazoa, Arthropoda, Insecta, Hymenoptera, Formicidae.